GGGCGGUAGAGCGGCCAGGUGCUGGGUGUCGGGAUGUGGAUGCCCGGGAGGGAGCUGUGGUCCUGCUGCCGAGGGGAGAUCGUGGGGCCGGUUUCCGGGUCUUUGCCGGAGCGAGGGCGGGAAUGUGUUGGGUUUUGGGUGUGGUGGUGAGCACCCACCCUGCAUGGGGAGCUGUGUCUCUGUCUGUCCUGUGUGCCUGUGUCUGUGUAUGUCUGUGUGUCUGUCCUUGUAUGUCUGUGUGUGUUAUGUCUAUCCUGUGUGUCCGUGUGUCUGUCUGUGUCUGUGUAUUGGCCAGCUCUGGCCAGUUCACAGGGACUCUUGCAUCCACCAUGAACCCAGGCCUCACAGGCUGGGCCUGUCUCCUCUUCUCCCACCCACCCCCUCAUGUGGCGCCCCCAGCAGAGCCACGAUGAGCGCUAGGAGGGUGCCCAUUUGGCAGAUGAGGAAACUGAGUCACCAAGGGGACCGCAUGCAUGGGGCCCAAGGCUGGCGCCCCCACUGUGCACCCCUGGGGUUAGGGGUGGGGAUGGUGUCACCAACAGGAAAAGUUCACAGAAGCCAAGCCCUCCAGCUGCCUGUGAGGCAGGGAGAUGGGUGGCCUGGGGACUGACAGUGUCUCCGUGGGUCUGGUAUGUGUCCUGUGUGUGUGUGUACGGGCAUGGGGGGUCCACAACCACGGGCCAACAUCAGGUGUUGGGCCUCUCCUGGCCUGGGGACUGACAUGGUCCCCACGGUGUCAGGUCAACAGGUGUCCGAGUUCACCUGGCCCACUGUCAGGGGACUGAAGGAACAUGGGAAACAGAGGCUGAGGAGCCAGGGCCUGCUGAGGCCACUGAGAGCUUUCGGUGCCCCGCCUGGCUGCCCCACAGCCCAGAGCAGGGAGGCCCCCAGGCAGGCCACAGUGGGGCACAGGCUCAGGAACAGGAGUGAGGCAGGCCUGGAUGGAGCAGCCCAAAGGGGAAAGCUGAGGCUCGGCAGCCCCCAGCCCCCUGCUCCUCCGCCAUGGCAGACCCGAGCCUCAAAUCCAGGCUUGUCUGAGGCAGAUUCGCCACUAGGGGAGGCUGGGCGGGCCCAGGCCUGGGGACAGGCAGACAGAAAAGCCACAGUGGGGUGUCGCGUCAAAGAUGAGACUUCAUGACAGAUAGGGGGAUCACGAGUUGACGCCUGAGGGGGGGUGGGUGACGAUGGGGAAGCAUCAGGUGGAGGAGGGGCCGAUUCUUGGGAACCAAAGCACACAUUCCAUCCUGGGUGGCAUGAGGGGGCCCAGGCUGGUCCCAGGGCCCCCCUACACCCUGCGCUUUGGUCCCUGAUCAAGGACAGUGCCUGGACGAGGGAGAGCUGAGUCCCCGUCCUCCAGAGCUAGUACCUGAGGCGGCAAUUCCUCCAGCCGAAUUCCAGAAGCCCCCUCCCAUCGUCAAAGUUCCAGCCCCUUGGAAUUCUAAAACCUGGAGGCUGCAGGAUUCCAGAACUGGGACCGUUAGAAUGCCAGAACCCUGGGUCCUCCAAGUCCAUACCUCCUGGUCCUUAGGCGGAAUCCGGCGUCCACGCCUGCCAUCGGCACAGAGAGGGAGGUGAUAGUUCUGGGGCCUCACAGUGCUGCUGCCAGAACUCGGUCUGAGGAGAGAAUAGUCCCCACUGGUAGAGGCCGCGCUGGCGCUCCUGGCCAACGUGGGAGUAGGGGAGACCGUGCCAGGUCCCCUGACCAGCCCUCUGCCUGUGGAAUUUAACACGGCUGCUAUCACCUGUACCCGCUGGGGGGACUGGAAACUGCCAGCUGUGGCCAGAAGAUUCAGUGCCAGCUUCCAGCCUCCCCCUGGCCAAGGGCUCUGGGUUAUGGGUUUGUCCCUAGGCACGGGGGUCAUGAGGGAACCCUGUGUGUGGGUCCCCUGGUGCAUAAGGGUGGGGGGCAGAAAGGCCCAUGAGAUUUGGGAGGCCAGGACUGGGGCAAUGGCCGCAGACUCAACUGAGCCUGCAGGAAUGUUCAGAACCAUCUCAUGCCAGCCUGCUAGGGAGGGAGCUCACUGUCCCAGGAGGAAUUCAAGUGCCAAAUCUGAAGCUGCAAAGAGAAUGUUGCUGCCCUAGAGUCUUGGGCCAAACCCCCCUCCCCAGGGCAGAUCCCUCACCCUGACUCUCUGAGCCUCAGUUUGUCCACCUGAGGCCCUGCUCCCACUAAGUCUACUGUGGCGUUGGCUCUUGGCCUGGGAGGGAAGCUCACUACUGCUGUCAGGAGCUAGAUAAUUUAUGAGGUUUGACAGGAGGCUCUGCCAAGGCACCAGUUAACGAGGUGGGGAGUGAGGACUGGCAGCCACACACACAUUCACUUCCAUGGCUACCAACGGCUUCCACUGAGCACCUACUGCAUGCUCAAGGCUGGAUUAGCUCCUUCCCACCAUCGUCCCCAUUUUACAAGCAGGGAAACUGAGGCUUAGAGCAGGGACUUCAGUCCAAGGUCAUUGGGCAGCUAAGUGACCAAGCCAGGUAGGAUUCAAAUCUAGACGGACUGACUUUUUACAAACUUCCAUUCUGUUCCUAAAGAAAAUUCGUAUAAUUACAGCCCACAUCUGCUUUCCAGCAGCCAUUCAAUCCCUAGCGUGCUUUUCAAGUAUUUAUGCAUAUUUAUAGGGUCUGUGGGUGACACGAACUGUUUGCGAUUGAAUGCUAACCUGAAGAUUGGUGGUUCGAACUCACCCAGGGGGACCUCAGAAGAAAGGCCUGGCAAUCUGCUUCCAAAAUAGCAACCCCCGAAAACCCGACGGAGUGCAGUUCUACUCUGACACACAUGGGUUUGCCAUGAGUCAGAAUUGACUGGCUCGAUGGUGACGGGCUUCUGUCAAGAUUACAGCCAAGAAAAUCCUGCUCCGUAACCCAUGGGUUCGCUGUGAGUCGGAAGUGACUCCACAGCUAUCAAGAAUAAUAAAUGUAUAUUUAUAUGUAACUCGGCCUGAGUUUAAAUGUCAGCUCAAUUCCUGCUGGGUUUGGUCGCCUUGGGCAAGUUACUUAACCACUCUGUGCCUCAGUUUACCCCCUCUGCAAAAUAAGGAUAAAAGUAGUACCUACCAGCUUUCACUGCCUGGCCCGGGCAAACUCCUACACAGCCUUCAAUGCCCCAUGCGGCCCUCCUCCAUUCCCUCCCCCAACUGCACCCUCACUGCGGAGCCAGAGAUGGCUUGUGCUUUGUGCCCAGAGCAAGGGGCAGGGGAGCAGGGUUCCAGACCCAGCCUCCUGGGUGACCUUGCAUAAGUUUCUGCCUCUCUCUGGACUUUGAGGUCCGCCAGGGUGUGUCCUUUUUGAGAAUUGGGGCUGUUUAUUGAAUGGCCUUGCUUUAUUUUUAGUCUAUUUCAUCACAUCUGGCCUUGGUGCCAUGGUACUGCCGAUUCAUCCACGUGAGUCCAUCCAGCCAAGCGUCUCUCUGGCUUUCUCCUCCAGUCCCACGCCGGGAACCGGUCCUUCCCCAUGCUGUUUAUAACCCAUUCCUAGGGAACCCAGCAUUCCAGAUAAGCUGGGGGUUUUUUGAUUCCCAAAAUGGAACUGGGUUUCAGGGCUUAUUACUUGUUAUAAAAGCUAGAGGCCACAGAAACGGGAAAAAGAACCCACAUAAUCCCCUGUGCCAUCCUCGCAAUUCCUUUUUAUGCUUGAGCCCAUUGUUGGAGCUACUGUGUCAGUCCAUCUCGUUGAGGAUCUUCCUUUUUUUUGCUGAUCCCCUACUUCACCAAGCAUAAUGUUCUUCUCCAGGGACUGAUCCCUCCUCACAACAUGUCCAAAGUAUGUGAGAUGCAGUCUCGUCAUCCUAGCUUCUAAGGAGCAUUCUGGUUGUACUUCUUCUAAGACAGAUUUGUUCGUUCUUUUGGCAGUCCACGGUAUAUUCAAUAUUCUUCGCCAACACCACAAUUCAAAGGCAUGGAUUCUUAGCUUUCACAUGCACAUGAGGCAACUGAAAGGCAAUGAACAACACUUGGAAUCCCACUAAGGCAGCACUGGGGUCGAGCCUCCCCCACAUGCAUUCUGGAAAAAUCCUGCCCUAUGCCCUGGCUCCGGAGCUGGUGACCCUUGGCUGACAACCAGCUGCCCUCCCACACCAGACUUGCCCUGGAUGCCAGAAUUUGACUAGUGAAAUCUAUUCUGAAUACUGCAGUCGACUAAGGGUUUGGAUGGGUGACAGAUGGGGAAACUGAGGCUCGGGGAGAAAAGCCACUCCCCUGGGGCUGCACAGUGAGUGCCUGGGCUGGAGUACAAACCCCGGCCUCCGCAGCCCUUCUCUGUUGUUAGCCGCCGUCUGAUCAGUUCUGACUCAUAGCGACCUGAUGUACAGCAGAAUGAAGCACUGCCCGGUCCUGUGCCGUCCUCGCAACUCAUUUUCAUGCUUGAGUCCAUCGUUGCAGCCACUGUGUCAGUCCAUCUCGUUGAGGAUCUUCCUCUUUUUUGCUGAUCCUCUACUUUGCCAAGCAUGAUGUCCUUCUCCAGGGACUGAUCCCUCCUCGCAACAUGUCCAAAGUGUACCUGAGCCACUGCCAGUUCAUCCCUCCUGGAACAUCAGCCAGAUGGAGUAGUAACCAUCCCCAGCUGGCUCCAACGCCAUGUGGCCCAAUAACAGCUCUCUGGGGCCCUGCUUCCGGCCGACGAACAUCACACUGGAGGAGCGGCGCCUGAUCGCCUCGCCCUGGUUCGCCGCCUCCUUCUGCCUGGUGGGCCUGGCCUCCAACCUGCUGGCCCUGAGCGUGCUGGCCGGCGCGUGGCAGGGCAGCUCGCACACCCGCUCCUCCUUCCUCACCUUCCUUUGUGGCCUGGUCCUCACGGACUUCCUGGGACUGCUGACCACCGGGGCCAUCGUGGUGUCCCAGCACGCCAUCCUCUUUGACUGGCACGCGGUGGACCCCAGCUGCCGCCUCUGCCACUUCAUGGGCGUGGCCAUGGUCUUCUUCGGCCUGUGCCCGCUGCUGCUGGGGGCUGCCAUGGCCUCGGAGCGAUACCUCGGCAUCACGCGGCCCUUCUCCCGCCCAGCCACCUCCUCGCAGCGCCGCGCCUGGGCCACGGUGGGGCUGGUGUGGGCCACCGCACUGGCGGUGGGCCUGCUGCCGCUGCUGGGCAUGGGUCGCUACACCAUGCAGUACCCCGGCUCCUGGUGCUUCCUCACGCUGGGGGCAGAGCCGGGCGACGUGGCCUUCGGUCUGCUGUUUGUGCUGCUCGGCAGCCUUUCGGUCGGACUGUCCUUCCUGCUCAACACGGUCAGUGUGGCCACGCUGUGCCGCGUCUACCACGGGCAGGAGGCCGCCCAGCAGCGCCCCCGGGACUGUGAGGUCGAGAUGAUGGCUCAGCUCCUAGGCAUCAUGGUGGUGGCCACUGUCUGCUGGAUGCCACUGCUGGUCUUCAUCGCACAGACGGUGCUGCGGACCCCACCUCUCAUGAGCCCGGCUGGACAGCUGCCCCGAGCCGUGGAGAAACAGCUGCUCAUCUACCUGCGUGUGGCCACUUGGAACCAGAUCCUGGACCCCUGGGUGUACAUCCUCUUCCGCCGCGCUGUGAUCCGGCGGCUCCAGCCGCGCCUUAGCACCCGGCCCAGGCCGCUGUCGCUGCGGCCCCAGCUCUCCCAGGGACCCGUGCUGCAGUAGACCUUGGAGUGGACAUCGGUGGUGGCUCUGGAAGGACAGCCAGACAGAGUGGCUCUGCCAGCGUGUCCCCCGUUAAACGCUGUCCUCCCUGAUGGUUCCCUCUGCCUGAGCUGAUGUUUCAGGAGCUGGGGGUGCUGGGGCAGAUGGAGAGCUGGAGCCAGCACUGUGGACUGAUUUCUGUCAGACCUGGGGACCCCAACUCCUCCCUGAUCCACCUAUACAAAGCCUCUGCCCUCCCUCAGCCCCUCCCAGUUCUGAGUCCCCUCCCCUCCUCUAAGCCUCACCUCCCAUUUCUGAGCCCCCUCACAUCUCUGAGCUCCCAGCCCCAGGAAGGGUGUAUGUGUCCGGGGAGAAGGUUCUGGAGAAAAUUAAACUCGUAAGGCUCAGGUUAAGGAGCGCCGGUGGCACAAUGGUUAAGUGCUCACUGCUAACCGGAAGGUCGGCGGUUUGAACCCACCAACUGCUCUGAGGGAGAAAGAUCUGGCAGUCUGCUUCUCUAAAGAUUUACAGCCAAGGAAACCCUACAGGGCAGUUCUACUCUGUCCUUUAGAGUUGCUAUGAGUUGGAAUCAACAGCAACUGGCUUUGGUUUGGUUAAGGCCCUGGGCGAGCAAGUCCUCACCUUCCAGAAAUCUCUCGAAGGAGAAAAUAACCUCCUUGCUGGGGUACAGUUGGCACCCCCAGAAACCCCAAUUUGAGAAGGUCGUCUAGAAAAAAACUGAAUGUAAAUGGGGAGGGCACCCCCUUUCUUGCCAAAAUAUCUGUCUGCCCCCAGCUUUGGGUCGGGAAAUUUUCAGCCUUGGGGUUUGCAUACACCCAACCACGGCGGACGAUACAGCCCAGAGCAGGACUGGGGUCUGGGGAAGCAAGGAGAGGGUGGCGCUGCAUCUAGCUUCUCUCCCCACCUCGUUACUGACUGUUCACUGAGCACUUUGCAAGUCCUCGCUCCUUGAAUUCUCCCAACAACCCUUACGGGGAGGUUCUAUGAUUAAACCCAUUUUGGGUUGAAAAAGAGAGAGGGAGAGAUAUGCAUGAGACCACGGGGUGAAGCAGCUGCUUCCUCCACCCCAGCUGUGGCUCAUAUCCCUCAGAAGUUUAUUGUUGGUUCAUUCAUUCAUUCAUUCAUUCAUAUAUUAUCUCCACAGCAUUUCAGGUGCCCCAGUGUCUUGAGCAGCACCUGGCACAUAGCAGGUGCUCACUAUUGACCGCAUGGGUGGGUGGCUGGGUUUCUAUCAGGCAUCUUGUACGUUCAGACCAUGGGCUUGCACAUCUGGUAUUUAAUAAAGCAGCUGGCACGUAGUAGGUGCUCAAUUAAUAUUGCCCUGGUAGACAAAUGGAGCAUCUGUUGAGUAGCUUGUACAUCCAGAUAGUGAGCUUGCAGACAUCUGACAUUGAAUAAAGUGCUCAGCACAUAGUAGGCAUUUAAUAA
This is a messenger RNA of Loxodonta africana (African savanna elephant), 7034 nucleotides long. It is a transcript of the gene TBXA2R, whose product is annotated as thromboxane A2 receptor. The coding region runs from base 4575 to 5606 and encodes 343 amino acids. Lineage: Eukaryota; Metazoa; Chordata; Mammalia; Proboscidea; Elephantidae. Gene Ontology annotation, biological process: positive regulation of vasoconstriction; positive regulation of blood pressure; inflammatory response. Gene Ontology annotation, molecular function: thromboxane receptor activity. The record is from RefSeq and is a predicted model, not a curated record. The transcript is spliced from 3 exons. Gene Ontology annotation, cellular component: plasma membrane.